This is a messenger RNA of Lethenteron reissneri (Far Eastern brook lamprey), 551 nucleotides long. RefSeq names its product nuclear transcription factor Y subunit gamma-like. Lineage: Eukaryota; Metazoa; Chordata; Hyperoartia; Petromyzontiformes; Petromyzontidae. The record is from RefSeq and is a predicted model, not a curated record.
AUGCACGACCCGCGUCCCCACGGCUUCCCGCGCGCGCCCAAAAUGGCGGCCCAGCGCAUGAACAUCGCUAACCCCUCCCCAAGACGUCGACGCAGCGUUGCGCCGGGAGCUGUGCUCGCUGCAUCACCACCCUCACUCAGCACGACGCUGCGGAAGGCCAAGCUGCGAGCGGACAACAACAACAGCAGCAACAACAGCGACAACAACAGCAACAACAACAGCAACAACAACAGCAACAACAACAACAGCGACAACAACAGCAACAACAACAGCAACAACAACAGCAACAACAGCAACAACAACAGCGACAACAACAACAGCGACAACAACAACAGCGACAGCAACAACAACAGCAACAACAACAACAGUGACAAGAAUCCGCGGCGAGCUGCCAUGCGCAAAGCGGGUUGCGGCGAUGGCGGCGUCAGGAGGGCGGACGAACGGAGGAACAGCGACCAGCUCGCACUCCUUGCGGGCGUGGGGGGCCCCUCGAGACCGUCCGAGGGAGCCCCCCACAGAGAGGCGGAGGACGCGGCGGGGAAGGCCCCGGA